AUGGCAACCAAUAUCACAUUCCAUCAAGCCGCUUUCACCCGGGCUGAGCGCACCAAACUUCGGGGUCAGCGAGGUCUUACCAUUUGGCUGACUGGCCUCUCGGCUUCUGGGAAAUCCACUGUUGCUGUGGAUCUCGAACACUAUCUUAUCGCUGAACGUGGUGUCGCUGCCUACCGCCUCGACGGAGACAACAUCCGUUUUGGCCUCAACAAGGACCUUGGUUUCGCCGAAGCAGAUCGCAAUGAAAACAUCCGUCGUAUAGCAGAGGUUGCGAAGCUAUUUGCCGACAGCAACACUAUUGCCAUUACGUCUUUCAUCUCCCCAUACCGAAAGGACCGUGAUACCGCGAGGGAGUUACAUGCCGCACCCACAGAUGGAGAGUCGGAUGGUCUUCCAUUCGUGGAAGUUUUCAUUGAUGUGCCGGUUGAGGUUGCUGAGCAAAGAGACCCUAAGGGACUGUAUAAGAAGGCAAGAACCGGUGAGAUUAAAAAUUUUACCGGUAUUAGCGCGCCAUAUGAGGCUCCAUUGAACGCCGAGGUUCAUAUUCGAAAUGAUCAGAUACCUGUGAGGGAAGCCGUGGAAAAAAUCGUGGCAUAUCUGGACAAGCAGGGUUAUCUCCCCCCUAAACCUCCGGUGAACUAA
This is a messenger RNA of Ophidiomyces ophidiicola, 642 nucleotides long. RefSeq names its product Adenylyl-sulfate kinase (gene MET14). The record is from RefSeq and is a predicted model, not a curated record. Bases 1 to 642 code for a protein of 213 amino acids. The transcript has 2 exons. Gene Ontology annotation, biological process: sulfate assimilation. Lineage: Eukaryota; Fungi; Ascomycota; Eurotiomycetes; Onygenales; Onygenaceae. Gene Ontology annotation, molecular function: adenylylsulfate kinase activity; ATP binding.